ACAACAUAUGAAACUUUGAUUUUUUUUACAACCUGAACCUUUGUUUUCUACAACCUGAACCUUUGUUAAACUGUAUACAACUAUCAAUCUAAUUUUUCUAUUACCAGAUACUCGGUUACUUUUAGACCAUUAGUUUUCACCAAAAAAAAUUAAAAUUUCAACAAUAUUUUGAUUAAAAGAAAGAGACUGAAAUUAGACGCAGAAAUACUAAGAGGUAGUUUGGUCAAAGAUCCCGAAAAGAGAGCCAUAACACACACGCACACGCUUCUCACGAUCGAUCGCCAACUUCUUCAACCACUAUUUCUGCUUAACUAUAAAAAACAUUAAUAACCCCAAAAUCAGAAUUCAUUCAUCUUUGACAAUAAUAAAAACUCUCUUUGUAAACGACAACGCGUUCACAGUGAUUCUCUUUCACGGUGAAUGAUGGCUGCUGGAUCAGUGGAUGGGAUCUUCCGUAACAUCUUCGAAGGAUGCAUCUCUAGCUGCGACGCUUCCAUCGAACGACGUCCAUACCACAAAAACUGCAGCUGCGCGCUUCAUAAAAGAUCUUGUCGCCACAAAAGGUCCGAGGUUGCCUGGUUCCCUAUCACACGGUCCUGGAGCGAAGGCAAUAGUAUGGCUCUGCAUCUCACCUCGUCUUCAUCUUCCUCUAAUCUCCACUCGCUUUCAUCGUCUUCAUCUAUUUCUACGCUUGCAUCGUUAUCUUCUACAGCUUCUUUGACCAUGUCUGAUAUUGAUUCCUCCAUUGAAGGCUUAAAAUAUUAGUUAACACAUUCAAUUACCUAUUUUUUGAAGAGAGUCAAAUGAUUUUUUUCGUUCUUGUGUAAUUAGAAAGGUUUCUUGGGUUGCUUCCCAAAUAAAAAGAAUUUGAAUAUCAUUUGUUUUAUUAUUUAUAAUUGUAAUGGUCAAAUAUGUGAAUAUAAAUUGUAACGGUCAAAUAUAUGUGAAUAAAAUUUGUAAUUGUCAAAUAGAUA
Molecule: messenger RNA, 974 nt
Organism: Brassica napus (rape)
Lineage: Eukaryota; Viridiplantae; Streptophyta; Magnoliopsida; Brassicales; Brassicaceae
Exons: 1
Coding region: 421-765 (114 amino acids)
Source: RefSeq, a predicted model, not a curated record